Stylonychia lemnae is the source of this 2217-nucleotide messenger RNA. The record is from the annotation of a GenBank genome assembly. Lineage: Eukaryota; Ciliophora; Spirotrichea; Sporadotrichida; Oxytrichidae.
AUGAUUUACUCUGUAUCAAAUCUUGAUACUUUCAAAGAUUUCUAAAAUUUUAUCAAUCUAAACCCAGACUCUGAAUUUCAGAUUGAAAUCAUAUAAUAUGAGAAAGACAAGAGGGAUCAUAAAGAAGAAGAGUAAGAAAUAAGACAAAAAAACAGAUCAAAGAAAUAAUUAGAUGAUCAGUCAAAGAAUUUCAGUCAACUUUCAUUAUUGCCAUCCUCAGAUCGUAACUAUACUAUCCAAUUAUAACAUAAUAUAGGUGAAAAGGAAAGGACAAAUUCAUUUAAGAGAAUCUCAGACUAGAAUCAGAAUAAAGGAAGGUAUUCUAGUAAAAAUGAAUAAAUUUUGGCUUAAAACAUGCCAUAGCCAGAAAAAUUUAUCUCCGACUCCACAAAUUUCUAAUCUCCUGAUAAUAUUAGAGGAUACAACUUGGCAUCUUCCACUCUCUAUAAGAUUUCAUAAAAUACAAAUACAAUCUCUCAAGAAACAAUAAUCAAAAGUAAAAGCAAUGAAAACCCUAAAAUCACCAAUUCAGUAGGAGCUUAAAAGGUAAGCAAAUGGACUGAUGACAGCUUUAAUCAUCUAAGAGCCUAAUCAUUGCUAAAUUUUGAGAGAGCUAGAAUGGGCAAUUGCUUAAAAAGAGCUGUGUGUAAAAUCUUCUCUAAAAUUCAAAAGCACACAAAAAAUCUCCAACUCAUUCAGAAAGUUAUUUUCCAGAGUCUCGAUAGAAUAGGAGAUAUCCAGAAUUUCGACAAAAUGAUGGAAUCUUAGAAAAACGCCAUGACCUCCUCCAUUCUGGUCAUCGAAAGUGAGGUCGGUACUCAGUUUUACUUUAUCAUCAAAUAUUUUAGAGAGGUAAAACAGUUCUAUGAUAGUCUAGAAUCCCUUUGCAAGAUGGAUAUUUAUUUAGAGCGAGGUAAUCCCAUUGAAAUUUUGAAAAGUUUCGUACCACUCUUUAUUAGAAAAUAAGAUGAUCUUCAACUUCAUGAGUUACUUUCUAACAUCAGUUAAGGUCUGACUUUUGAGCAGGCAAAGAAAAGAAGAUAGUACACUCCAAUUAAAAAUAACAGACCAUAUCUUCCUCGGGAUCACCAUAGUUUUUUAAAAGAGCAUCAUCUUUAAGACAAAAAUCCAACAUCUGGGAAGAAGCAUUUGAACCUAUGCGAUAAAAAUGAAGAGAUUAAAGAUAAUUCUCCAAUUCAACUUAUCAUUUAGCCUGAUGAAAAUGAGGAUUCAACUUUCUAAAAUUUCUAAACGCUUCAUCAGGAAGAAAUUGAUUUUUCCCCAAGAGAUAUGGUUUUUCCGGAAAAAAAGAGAGAUUUAAAAAGUUAAGAUAAAUCUGAAAAAAGAUAAUUUAAAAAACUACUCUAAUCCCCUCCAAAGUAACCUAAGUCAUCUAUGAAAACUAAUUCUAACUCAAAAACACAAUAGAAAUGUAAAACUGCCUAAAAAUAUUAAGAACCUUAACUUCAAAAAAUUUCUAAGGCUAAAUAUCAAUCAUAUACCAAGAAAAAUUCUAAGUUCCAUUCAAAACUUGGUAAAUAAAAUCUUAGAAAGUAUAAAAAAAACAAGUACUAAAAUGAUCUUUCAUUUUUCUCCGAUAAUUAAGGUAUGACUACAGACUAUAACACUGAAGCUGCUUUGAAAGCUGUUAACAUUAAUCCCGUUAUCAAAAGCCAUGAAGUAAAAGUAUAAUAGAGGAGAAAAGACAAUUAACUAAAUUUUCUGUUUUAAGAAUAAAUUCUUUUUACAAACCCAAUCGAUGUAUAACCCAGCAAUCUCUAGCAUUCUACUAACUUACAAGUCAAAAUGGAAGACGAUCCAUUCAAUCAACAAUAAGAGUUGGAAGAUAAAAAAAUAAUGUUCCAAGAAUAGUUCGAAAUACAUAGCAUCUAGGAUUCAGAAACCUAAAUAUUAAAAAUGCUUGAAAAAGACUUAUUGAAACUUUAGGAUGUUAGGUUUCGAUCAGUUUAGAAUUCUCAUAAUUAAUCACCAUGGUUUGAAGACUUAUAGAAACCUGAUAUCACGAAGUUCCUAAAAUCAAAUGAUCAACCCAAAAGAGCUAGCUAGAAAAUGAAUUUACAAAAGAAUGAUUAAUCUUAUUCAGAGCCUAGCAGCAAAAAACCAAAUCUCAAUAAAAAUAAAUUCCAAAAUUUUGACCUUGAAACUAUUAUGAAAGAGGAAAGCCAUUUUCAUAAUACCUAAAAGAACUUUUUCUGA